AUGCUUAGACACGCGCCUACUACCACCGAUGGCAAGGUUCUAGAUAGGCUGCAAGACAGUACUAGGGUCAAUAAACCAUUCAAGCCACCGUCGAGGUUGGUGCAACGCAAUCAGCCUCAACGAAAGAGGAAACGCGUGUCGUAUGAAGGCGCACAAGAGAACUCUGAUGGUUCCGACUCGGAUGGUUCAAAGAAGAAAGAGCGACGGGGUGACAAAGACGACCAACCGCGCGAUAACAAUGUCAAGGAAUACCCCAUCUACAAGGUGAAGCCGUUUAACCAGGUCGCGCGGAGGUUCUCUAUACCAGCUAUGAGAAACAAGGAUGGGGAGAUUGUUCUGACCGUUCAGACCAAUGUCGCCCUCGGGAUCCGCCCAUUGGCGAAUAUCAACCCCAGACCACUCCACGAUCCUAUGGAAGACCACGCUAUUGUUCUUUACGAUCCUACAGUGGAUGACAGGGAGACUGACGAGGAAAGGAAAGAAAGAGAGAAGGAGGAAGCCAAGGAAAAAGCGGUGAAAGAAGCACAAGAGAAGACGUCCGGUCUAUACAAUCCUCACAAGAGCCUAAGGGAGUUGCUCGGAGGUGGAAAGGAGAAGAAGAAGAACGACAAAGUUGCUGUCGUUAUCGACCCACGUCUCAGCAAGGUACUCAGGCCUCACCAAGUCGAGGGAGUGAAGUUCCUCUACAAAUGCACGACAGGGAUGAUUGUCGAGAACCAGUACGGAUGCAUCAUGGCUGACGAGAUGGGUCUCGGCAAGACGCUGCAAUGUAUCGCGUUGCUGUGGACGCUCAUCAAGCAAUCUCCUCAUGCCGGUAAGCCAACGAUCGAGAAAUGCAUCAUAGCAUGUCCAUCGAGUCUGGUGAGGAACUGGGCGAACGAACUAGUCAAAUGGCUUGGCAAAGACACCAUCACAGCGCUCGCUAUAGAUGGGAAGGGUGGAAAGACAGAAAUGCUCGAAAAGGUUGCGAGAUGGGUUGCGGCGGGUGGGCGAAAUGUCUCACAACCUGUGAUGAUCGUGUCCUACGAAACAUUGCGAACACUCACUGCACAUCUUGCUAAUUGCUCGAUUGGACUGUUGCUCUGCGAUGAGGGUCAUCGGCUCAAGAAUUCAGAGUCGAUGACGUUCCAAGCUCUGAAUGGGCUCAACGUCAGACGUCGAGUCAUAUUAUCUGGGACGCCUAUCCAGAACGACUUAUCCGAGUAUUUCUCGUUGUUGAACUUCGCAAAUCCGAAUUUUCUUGGCUCAAAGAACGACUUCCGGAAAAACUUCGAGAACGCUAUCAUUCGUGGUCGUGACGCCGAUGCCAGUGACGCCAUGAAAGCUGCAAGUGAGAAGAAGCUGAAGGAACUUGGAGGACUGGUGGCAAAGUUCAUCAUACGACGGACAAACGAUUUGCUGUCCAAGUAUCUGCCCGUAAAGUACGAGCAGGUGGUGUUUUGCCGUCUUUCCGACUUCCAGCUCUCCUUGUACCGCCUGUUCAUCUCCUCGCCUGAAAUCCAGGCCCUAUUGCGUGGUACAGACUCCCAGCCAUUGAAGGCCAUCAAUAUUCUAAAGAAGCUAUGCAAUCAUCCCGAGCUUCUCAAUUUGCCUGAUGACCUAAGGGGUUCAGAGAACCUGCUUCCAGAAGGCUUCACUGGGGCUGGGAGUAGUACCAGGGACAAGAGCAGGAACCAUGAUGUGCACUGCGAGUGGGGUGGCAAAUUCUUGGUUUUGGAGCGCUUCCUGCACAGGAUCCGAUCAGAGACCAAUGACAAAAUCGUCCUGAUCAGCAACUAUACGCAGACUCUGGACCUAUUCGAGAAGCUGCUAAGGAGCAAAAAGUAUGGCUACUUCCGGCUCGACGGAACCAUGACAAUCAAUAAACGUCAAAAGCUCGUUGACUCAUUCAACGAUCCCAACGGCAAAGAAUUCGUGUUCUUGCUGAGCAGCAAAGCUGGUGGAUGCGGUAUCAACUUAAUUGGCGCAAAUCGGCUCAUUCUCUUUGAUCCUGAUUGGAAUCCAGCUGCCGACCAACAAGCCUUGGCUCGCGUCUGGCGUGAUGGCCAGAAGAAAGAGUGUUUUGUAUAUCGCUUCAUCUCUACCGGUACAAUUGAGGAGAAGAUCUUCCAGCGGCAAGCUUCAAAGCAGGCCCUUUCAUCGGCCGUCGUGGACGAGAAGGAAGACACGGAGCGUCACUUCUCUCUCGAUGCACUGAGGAAACUUUUUCUCUUCAACGAGAACACGCUUUGCGAGACGCACGAGACAUUCAAGUGCAAGCGGUGCAAAAAUGGCAAGCAGACAAUGAAAUCUCACGCGCUGUUGUAUGGCGAUGCUAGCACGUGGAAUCACUUCACCAACGAAGAGCUGAAGAGCAACCACGAUGAUCUUCUGCGAGCAGAAGUUGGGCUCCCAGAGGUCUCAUUUGUCUUCCAGUACAUUAGCCACUAA
Molecule: messenger RNA, 2430 nt
Organism: Sparassis crispa
Lineage: Eukaryota; Fungi; Basidiomycota; Agaricomycetes; Polyporales; Sparassidaceae
Product: DNA repair protein
Exons: 12
Coding region: 1-2430 (809 amino acids)
Biological process (GO): reciprocal meiotic recombination; double-strand break repair via synthesis-dependent strand annealing
Cellular component (GO): nucleus
Molecular function (GO): hydrolase activity, acting on acid anhydrides; ATP binding; DNA translocase activity
Source: RefSeq, a predicted model, not a curated record